CCAAAGCAUUUCCAUUUCUCUGCAGUGAGGUGAAAAGCCUUGAAAAGCGAAAACACCAUACAAUAAUAUAAUGGCGUUCUUCAUGGCUAUUGCUCUGCUGAUUCUUGGCCUCUGCAUCCUCAACACAGCUUUGCUGAAAUGGAACGAUGUGAAGUACAGGAUGAUGAAAAGCUUGCCUCCUGGAACCAUGGGUUGGCCUGUUUUUGGAGAAACCACAGAGUUCUUGAAACAGGGCCCCAACUUCAUGAAAAACCAGAGAGCAAGAUAUGGGUGUUUUUUCAAAUCCCACAUCCUGGGUUGUCCCACCAUUGUUUCAAUGGAUCCAGAGAUGAACAGAUAUAUUCUGGGAAACGAAGCCAAAGGGCUUGUCCCUGGCUACCCACAAUCCAUGCUUGACAUUUUGGGGAAAUGCAAUAUCGCAGCUGUUCAUGGCUCUGCUCAUAAGUACAUGAGAGGGGCACUCUUAUCUCUCAUCAGCCCUACCAUGAUCAGAGAUCAGCUCUUGCCUAAAAUUGAUGAGUUCAUGAGAUCCUACGUCAGCACCUGGGAUGGACAUGUCAUUGACAUCCAACAAAACACCAAUAAGAUGGCUUUUCUGUCAGCUCUGAAGCAAAUUGCUGGGAUUGAAUCCACCUCCAUAGCUCAAGAAUUCAUGCCUGAGUUCUUUAACCUUGUUCUGGGGACCCUUUCCCUCCCUAUAAACCUUCCCAACACAAACUAUCGCCGUGGGUUUCAGGCAAGGAAGAACAUUGUGUGCUUACUGAAAAAACUCAUAGAAGAGAGGAGAGCUUCAGGGGAAAAACAACAAGACAUGCUGGGAUUCUUGAUGAAUGAAGAUGAAAACCGAUAUAAACUAACGGAUGAUGAAAUGGUUGAUCUCAUCAUAACAAUCUUGUACUCUGGGUACGAGACUGUUUCCACCACUUGUAUGAUGGCUGUAAAGUACCUCCAUGAUCAUCCUAGAGCUCUAGAAGAGCUAAGGAAAGAGCAUAUGGAGAUCAGAGCAAAGAAGGGUCAGAAUGAUCCCAUCAACUACAAUGACUACAAAUCCAUGCGAUUCACACGUGCUGUGAUCUUUGAGACAUCUCGGCUGGCAACAAUAGUGAAUGGGGUGCUGAGGAAGACAACUCGGGAUAUGGAACUCAAUGGUUAUAUUAUACCAAAAGGAUGGAGAAUAUAUGUGUAUACAAGAGAGGUUAAUUAUGAUCCAAGACUCUACCCUGAUCCAUAUUCUUUCAAUCCAUGGAGAUGGCUGGAUAAAGGCUUAGAGAACCAAAAUAACUUUCUGGUUUUUGGAGGAGGCACUAGGCAGUGUCCUGGAAAGGAACUUGGAAUUGCAGAAAUCUCAACAUUCCUUCACUAUUUUGUAACUAGAUACAGAUGGGAAGAAGUGGGGGGAGAGAAGCUGAUAAAGUUUCCAAGAGUUGAAGCACCAAAUGGGCUACACAUCAGAGUUUCAUCCUACUAUUAACCAUCACUCAAUAAAUGUACAGCACAAAAUUGGCAUUUUUUUUUUAAAAAAAAAAAAUGGAAGAGCCAACAUAGAUUUUCCAGCUAACACAACUACAAAUUUGUAACCCAUUUUUGCAGGAAAUCCAUUCUGUUAUUCUACCAAA
This is a messenger RNA of Ipomoea nil (Japanese morning glory), 1616 nucleotides long. Its product is annotated as cytochrome P450 85A1-like. The transcript is spliced from 9 exons. Gene Ontology annotation, biological process: sterol metabolic process. NCBI's taxonomy places the organism in Eukaryota, Viridiplantae, Streptophyta, Magnoliopsida, Solanales, Convolvulaceae. The coding region runs from base 71 to 1471 and encodes 466 amino acids. The record is from RefSeq and is a predicted model, not a curated record. Gene Ontology annotation, molecular function: oxidoreductase activity, acting on paired donors, with incorporation or reduction of molecular oxygen; heme binding; monooxygenase activity.